Messenger RNA from Trypanosoma brucei brucei TREU927, 390 nucleotides. RefSeq lists its product as hypothetical. The record is from RefSeq and is a predicted model, not a curated record. The coding region runs from base 1 to 390 and encodes 129 amino acids. Lineage: Eukaryota; Euglenozoa; Kinetoplastea; Trypanosomatida; Trypanosomatidae. The transcript has a single exon.
AUGCUUUCAAGACAAUUAGUAACGAGGUGCGGCAUGGGCAUACGACCAGCACUUAUCAACCAGGUUUCCAUGGGAUGUGGAGGUGUUUGCUUCACGGGUUUACGCUGUGAGAAACGCGGGGUUUCUCAAAUUGCUGCCAACCUCGCAACUCACGCGCUUCAGGUGCCAUCAUGCUUUUCACUCAGCACACUUUUGUAUUCACCAUUGGGUACUGCCAUGCUCAUUGUGUUGGCAUAUAAUAUGGUGGUAGUUGGAACCAAACAAAUGACAUAUAUCAUGGAAAUUACAGGUAAGGAUUAUGUGCAGGAUCAGCAACUGCAUCAAAUUAUGAAGUAUGGCAUCCUGAGUUGCUUACUUCUUGCGAUGGAGGUGCUUUUUGUGGAGGUGUGA